AUGAAAAAAACAAAAGUAUGUAUCAUUGGUGCUGGUGUAGCUGGUAUGUCAGCUGCAUGGUCAUUAUCUCGAUAUCCGGAUAAAUUUGACGUAACAGUUUAUGAUAAAAACUCUCAGGCAGGUGGUGUUGCAACAACUGAAAAUGUUGAAGUCAUGCCUGGUGUCUUCUGUGAUAUAAACGAUGGUGUUCAAGGUGGUUCUUCUAGUUAUCGAAAUUCAAUAUUACUUCAUCGUGAAGUUAAUUUUGAUCCAAGUCCUGUAAAUAUGCGUAUUUCAUUUGGACAAAAUUCUCAAGCAUGGACGAAUUAUUUACCGUCAGAUACAAAUGGUAUUGAUAUUCAACAACUUGAAUCUGAAAUAGGACGAUUUGGACGUUAUUUAAAAAUGAUAUCUUGGCUUGAACCUAUAUUUAUUUUUAUACCUAUUUGGUUAACCGCUCGUAUUUUUUGUCUUUCAUCAUGUUUUACAAAUGCAAUGCUUUAUCCAUUAACAGCUCUUUUUUUUGGUACAGGUAAUCAAACAAGGAAUGUAAGUUCAGCAUUAAUAGCACGUGUAUUUUUUGAUCCGAAUUUAAAAUUAUUUGAUUAUAAUUCAAAACGUCUUCUUCCAUCACAAACUGAUAUGUUUGCAUUUGAUAAAUUAUCUAAUAUAUAUCAAUCAUUAGUUGAUAAAUGUAUUCAAUUAAGUCAUAAACAAACAAAAUUUUAUUUUAAUCAAACAAUUCAAAAAGUAUCAUCGACAAAUAUUUAUACAAAUACAAAUCAAUAUAAUGAUUCAUUUGAUAUAAUUAUUUAUGCAUGUGAUGCUGAAACAAUUCUUAAAAUUCAUGAAAAACCAAGUCGAUUUCAACAAGCUAUACUUGGAAAUGUUCGAUAUUAUGAUGAUGUUACAUAUACACAUAUAGAUCUUAAUUAUAUAAAUACACAUUAUACUGUUCAUCUUGAUAUUGAUCAAUAUUUUAUUCAUACAAAUAUGCAAUCAUUAGAAAUGUCAUUUAAUUUAUCAAAUUAUCAACCACAUUUAAUAGCAUUAAAACGUGAAAAAUAUCCAAAUUUAAAUAUAUUUCAAACACUAUUUUUAAAUAAAUUAGAAUCAAAAAAAUGGACUAUUGAAAAAUCAGAUAAGAACAAAAUUCUUCUUGAACGUUGGUGGAGACAAUUUGCACAUGUUUGGCAACAUUUUUUAUUUACUGUUCCAUUAAUGCGAUUUAUUCAAAAAGAAAAUCCAAAUAUUUUAUAUGCUGGAGCAUAUACAAUGCUUAAUACACAUGAAAUAGCUUGUAUAUCAGGUUUAGCAGCUGCACAUGAACUUGGAGCACCAUAUCCAUUUGAAAAAGAUUCUUUAGCUGUUAAACAAUUUGAUUUAUAUAUGAAUUUUGUAUAUGGAAAAUGUCGAAAUGGUAAAAAAACAUUUGUACAACGAUUGACAACAUUCUUAUUAACAAUAUUACUUUGGUUUGCAGUAUUAAUUCGAAAACGAUUGUAA
Molecule: messenger RNA, 1485 nt
Organism: Rotaria sp. Silwood1
Lineage: Eukaryota; Metazoa; Rotifera; Eurotatoria; Philodinida; Philodinidae
Source: the annotation of a GenBank genome assembly